GGUGGCCUUGGGCUGUGUAGCGGGUGCGAGGACGCGGUCUCGGAGGGAACCUGGCGUUAGUGAUGUGGACGUAGGUGGCAUUUAGCAUGGGCUGGACCAUAGCGACGCCUGGUGGGCCGUCACUGUCAGAGGAAGUCCAGGAUCUCCGGAGUCGGGGUUUGAGGUCCGAAUACUGAAUACUGGGGACUGACCCAAACCCUGCCCACAGGUGCUGCCUUUCCAGACGCAAGAAGAGUCAAGGAAAAGAAUCCAGGGGAAAGGAGAAGUUUCUAUUCUUGAAUAUUGUUUCUGAGGACAAAUUUAACUGGACACCAAGAUUCUUAUGACAAUGUAGAAGAUAUUAAAAAAAAAAAAAACUAGACUCUAUGCUAAGGACUAUUUCUCGUAUAGAGAAGAAAAUGACUGAUCUUCAGGAGUCACUGACGCUGGAGGAUGUGGCUGUGGUGUUCACCGGGGAGGAGUGGCAGCUCCUGAGCCCUGCUCAGAGGGACCUGUACCGGGAUGUGAUGCUGGAGAACUAUAAAAAUCUCAUAUCACUGGGGUAUGGAGACACUAAACUAGAUGCAUUCUCCAAGUUAGACCAUGAAAAGGGACCAUGGAUAAUAGGAGAUAAAAUCCAGACUAAAACCUGUCCGGGACUAAAGAAAGAUGAGAGUAAUAUGCAAGUGUACUGUCAAAAACAAAGAUUUCUGAAGAGUAUGCACAAUUGCAUCGAACAGAAUGAAUUUAGAGACAUUCAUCUGAGCAAAACACAAAACUGCAUGUUUGGAUUGGAAAGAAAAAUUUCAAAAUCAAACUUAAUUAGUCAAAAUAGAAGACAUGAAGUAAACAUCACUGUCGAAUUUAAUAGAGAUGAGAAAACCCACUUGCAUGGCAAAAACAAAUGUGUGUGUACUGAAGUUAAACUCCCUGAAAGUAAAUUCCAAGGCUUAAAACACAAGAAGACUCCAAAACUUGAGAAGCCCCAUGCACACACUGAAAGUGAGAAAACGUUCAUUAACCAUGAGAACUUUCAUACAGGAGAGAUGCCUGCGUGUGUUCAAUAUGAGAAAUCACCCAGAAGUGUCAUGUUCCCUAAGAAUCAGAAAACUCAUACAAGAGACAAAGCACCUAUAGUCAGUGAGCUUAGAAAAGGCCCUACUGUUUCAAGGCAUCUCACUGUAAAACAACAAGGCCACAAGGGAGAGAAAUCCCACGUAUGCAGCCAGUGUGGAAAGGGCUUUACAAUGAAGCGCUACUUAGCUGUUCAUCAGCGUACUCAUAGCGGAGAGAAACCGUAUGUGUGCAGUGAAUGUGGGAAAGGCUUCACUGUCAAGAGCAAUCUUGUUGUGCACGAGAGGGCUCAUACAGGGGAGAAACCUUACAUAUGCAGUGAAUGUGGAAAAGGCUUCACCAUGAAGCGCUAUCUUGUUGUGCAUCAGCGAACUCACACUGGAGAGAAGCCCUAUGUUUGCAGUGAGUGUAUAAAAAGCUUUACUGUAAAGAGUAAUCUCAUUGUACAUCAGCGAUCUCAUACAGGGGAAAAGUCCUACAUUUGUAGUGAAUGUGGAAAAGGUUUCACCGUGAAACGUACUCUCAUUAUACAUCAGCGAACUCAUACAGGAGAGAAGUUGUAUCUGUGCAAUGAAUGUGGGAAAGCCUUCUCCUCAAAGCGCACUCUUGUUAUACAUCAGCGAACUCACACAGGGGAGAAGCCCUAUGAGUGCAGUGAAUGUGGCAAAGCCUUCAGCCAGAAGAUAUGCCUCGUACAACAUGAGAGAGGCCAUACAGGAAAGACUCCCUUUGUAUGUACUGAGUGUGGAAAAUCCUACUCACAUAAAUAUGGCCUCGUCAUCCAUCAGAGAACUCACACAGGUGAGAAGCCUUAUCAGUGCAAUGAAUGUGGGAAAGCUUUCACCACAAAGUCUGUGCUCAAUGUACAUAACAGAACUCAUACAGGAGAGAGACCAUACAAGUGCGGAGAUUGUGGGAAAGCCUUUUCCCACCUGUCAAACCUUGUUAAACAUAAGAAAAUGCACAUAAGAGAAGUACGUAGAGUAUUUUAGGUUGAAAAUCCCUUUAAGAGAGAGGCCCAGCUUAGAACUCAGAAGUGAACUCACACAGAACACAAAACCUUAUUCAGGCAGGCUGGAAAUGUCUUCUGUGGCAGCCCCAACUUCAUUAAACAUCUGUGUGAUUGUAGCAGACAAGUGUAAUUGUGGUACUGCCUGUUGUCACUUAGGAUCACAAAAAAUUUUCUCAGGAGAUAAACCUGGUGGCAGUCAGUAUGGUAGUGCCUUUGGUAAUCUGUUACUUCUCAUUUUGACCAGUGAAAACAUGCUGGAUAACCUUAAAAUGUUCUAAAUUGUAUCUGAAAAAGUGUACAGUAAGACAAGUCCUGUGAGUGCAGACUAAGAAAUCCCUCUGGAGGAGGAUAAUUUCACUGCAGUUUAUCAAACUACUUGUAAGCACAUUGUUGACAGAAGUAUGACCAUGGCAAAAUG
Nannospalax galili (Upper Galilee mountains blind mole rat) is the source of this 2483-nucleotide messenger RNA. RefSeq names its product zinc finger protein 614 (gene Znf614). Lineage: Eukaryota; Metazoa; Chordata; Mammalia; Rodentia; Spalacidae. The coding region runs from base 366 to 2045 and encodes 559 amino acids. The transcript has 5 exons. The record is from RefSeq and is a predicted model, not a curated record. Gene Ontology annotation, biological process: regulation of DNA-templated transcription.